Molecule: messenger RNA, 624 nt
Organism: Lentinula edodes (shiitake mushroom)
Lineage: Eukaryota; Fungi; Basidiomycota; Agaricomycetes; Agaricales; Omphalotaceae
Exons: 1
Source: RefSeq, a predicted model, not a curated record
AUGUUAAUUGCAAGAGUACGGCAUUCCAAAUGUUUUGUACGUGUUCAGGUGGGCAGUUCCAAUGGCAAUGGGCAUUGCAAGUUGGUCUCAAAUGUGAUUGCUUUUGAGAAUCCAAUUCCAAAAAUAUAUGAUGUACUACCACCUCCUAGAGAUGAAAUAGAUGAGGUGCUUGCAGUCAUGUUUUCAGGUAGCUGUAAACCUACUGAUGAUGAUUAUAAGAGGUCAUUAUUGUUUGUACGACGUAAUGUGGUAGCAAAUGCUCUCCAAUUUCUUAUACUCAACAGUUCUGAGUAUGAGGAUGUUACAUUCUCAGAAGAGAAUCUUGCUACUUAUUCAGAGUUAAAUCCCAUUGUUUCUGUUGAAUAUUUCAAGAAAGGAAGCAAUAGAAAUGCUGCAGGUGUCAGUAUUCAUGAUGAUCUUGAAGACGAUGGUUUAGAUGAUAAUGGAGAUUGUUUAUUUACUGUACAUGGCAUUGUAGGUGAAGAUAUUAACCAUAAAACUGCUGCUCAGCUUAGAGCCUUAGCAAUUAAACAUUUAGAUGAAGAAGGAAAGUUUAUGCGCACUACUCAUGCUGCUCAACCUGAAAGUAUCUGGAAUAAUCCUCAUUUAUAUCCAAAAAUGUUU